Molecule: messenger RNA, 525 nt
Organism: Penicillium brevicompactum
Lineage: Eukaryota; Fungi; Ascomycota; Eurotiomycetes; Eurotiales; Aspergillaceae
Exons: 3
Coding region: 1-525 (174 amino acids)
Source: RefSeq, a predicted model, not a curated record
AUGUAUUUCGCUUUGACUUGGACUUUGCUGGCUACCGCAAGCUUAGCGACCGCGGCUUCUCCUACUGUUUAUCUCAUCCGACAUGGAGAAAAGCCCAGCGAUGGCGGCAACGGAUUGAAUGCUCAAGGCCUUGAACGUGCACAGUGCCUUCGCUCUGUGUUUGAUAAGAGCUCCGUCUAUAACAUUGGAUACAUCAUGGCGCAAACGCCGAAGAGCAAUGGCAAACGAGCUCGCCCUUACGAUACCGUUGAGCCAUUGGCUGAGGACCUCGGUCUUACGGUUGAUACAUCUUGCGAUCGUGAUGACCCUGAAUGCGUCAAGGAUGCAGUGGAAGGAUACAGCGGAGAUGGCAAUAUUCUCAUCUGUUGGGAGCACGAUGCUUUGACAGACAUUGUUAAGGAGCUUGGAGAUAAAGAUGCCCCCGACUAUCCUGAUGAUAGUUUCAACAUUAUCUGGACCGAUCCAUCCCCUUACUCCAAAAUCACAGAGGAGACCAGUGAGAACUGCGCCGGAUUGGAUGAUUGA